CCUCCGUCAGAGCGGGACUCGUUCAUUUCGACUUGAAAGCGAAAGGGCGAAGUAGCGCGAGCAAAGGUUGUCGAGUCAGUUCGCUCAGAAAAUCAGUCGGAAAAUUAGUCGGAAAAUCAGUCAGAAAACCCUUUCCAGAGACGCCAGCAAAGAGCCAGCAAAAUUACGAUGAGUGACCCUUUCGGAACCAAACCCAGCGACCAGCUCUCGGCCGAGAAGCCAGAGAGUCCCGAGAAGCCUGCGAGUGCGGAUGCGGAUGCUGUUGUCCAGAAGGUGAAGAAGCCGAAGCCGAACAACAAGAAGCUGCGCCAGGCGGCCGCCGAGGCCGAGGCGAAGGCCAACGAGGGGCGACAUGUCCUGGAGGCAGGACCUGCGACGGCGGCACUCGAUGGAGGCCUGAACUUCCGCGAAUCGCUGAUGCGCCAGCAGAAAUUGGUGGUCCCCAAGCGCAGUGUCUGGGAGCUGUUUAUCGAAGGUAAGGUGCCCCAGGGCGAGAUCCAGGAGUAUCCCAAGUCCCAGGAUGACACCACGGCCGUAGACAGGUUCACCUCGGAGGAGAAGCGUCUGCUCGACCGCCAGCACGAGGGCGUCUACACGCAACUCCGCCUGGCGGCGGAGGCUCAUCGUCAGACCCGCAAAUACAUGCAGGGCUAUAUCAAGCCGGGCAUGAGCAUGAUCCACAUCUGUGAGACCCUGGAGGAGACGGCCCGCCGCCUCAUCGGCGACAAAGGACUGACGGCGGGCCUGGCCUUCCCCACCGGCUGCUCCCUCAACAACUGUGCCGCCCACUACACUCCCAAUAGCGGCGACACCACCGUUCUGGGGGCCGACGAUGUCUGCAAAAUCGACUUCGGCACCCAUGUCCAGGGCAGGAUUAUUGAUUGCGCCUUCACGUUGACCUUCGACCCGAAGUACGAUCCCCUGGUGGAGGCGGUCCGGGCGGCCACCAACGCCGGCAUCAAGGCGGCCGGCAUCGAUGUCCGUCUAACCGAUAUCGGGGCGGCCGUCCAGGAGGUGAUGGAGUCGCACGAGAUCGAGCUAAAUGGCCAGGUCUAUCCCAUAAAGAGUAUUCGGAAUCUGAACGGGCAUUCGGUGAGCCAGUAUCGGAUCCAUGCCGGCAAGACCGUGCCCAUUGUGAGCAGCGGCAUUUCCGGCGACGGAAGUAACACCCUUCGCAUGGAGGAGGGCGAGUUCUAUGCCAUCGAGACAUUUGGAUCCACGGGACGUGGUAUGGUCCAGAAGAACGGGGAGUGCUCGCACUAUAUGCGCCUGUGGAGUCCGCCGCACACCCAGCUCCGGUUGCAGUCGUCGCGCCAGCUGCUGAACUGCAUAAACCGGAACUUUGGCACUCUGGCCUUCUGCCGGCGAUGGCUGGAACGUUAUGGUGCCUCCAAGUACCAAAUGGCCCUCAAGGACCUGUGCGAUAAGUCCGUGGUCAAGGCUUAUCCGCCGCUCUGCGACGUCAAAGGAUGUUACACGGCCCAGUUCGAGCACACGAUCCUGCUGCGCCCCACCUGCAAGGAGGUGGUGUCCCGCGGCGACGACUACUAGGCUUUUAAUUCUUUAAAUCUCAAAAUAGAAGGCACUCUUUCACAUAAAAA
This is a messenger RNA of Drosophila ananassae, 1601 nucleotides long. RefSeq names its product methionine aminopeptidase 2. The record is from RefSeq and is a predicted model, not a curated record. Gene Ontology annotation, biological process: proteolysis. Gene Ontology annotation, molecular function: metalloaminopeptidase activity. The transcript has a single exon. Bases 169 to 1551 code for a protein of 460 amino acids. NCBI's taxonomy places the organism in Eukaryota, Metazoa, Arthropoda, Insecta, Diptera, Drosophilidae.